AAGGGCGCGGGCAAGGCCGGCGGCUCAGUCGCGCCUUCUGGGCGAGGGCGUCCCUUCUCUCUGUCCCGCGUGCUUCGGUCCCUCGCCGAGUCGCCCCACCGCACUCACGCACGCCGCCACCCUCCUCCCGCCCGGCCUUGUCCUGUGCCAGCACUUGCGUGUCACCGCACUUUUUCUGCCUCGCCUCCCAUCCUUUUUCGUGGGAAGAAGCGUUUCCCCGCUGCUGGAAAAGCCUGGGGACAACCCCGGAGCGGCUCAGGGCAGCCGCGCCAGAACGGCUCCAGAUGGCGCAGGAUGGCCCCCUGUGUUGAGAGGAAGCCUUUUCACUUGAGCUGGGACUCGGGAGAUCCUGCUGCUACUCCUUACUCGACCGUGAAGCUCUUCCCGUGACUGUGGGCCAGUCAGUGACUCUCAGCCUAGCCUACCUCGCAGGAUUGUUGUGAGGAUGAAAAGAGAGGAGGAGCUCAUGUUUGACCCUAAGGAAAAUGAAACUACAAGUGCACUUUAUCACAGAAAGGAAAGCAACCCCCUCCCAGAGCUAUUAAAGAUUUCAGUCUGUGAAAAUAAAAACCUCUCCACAGAAGAACUGAGCAGAUCCACCACUCAGGAGGAAUUAAAGAAAGCUAGUAGCCUUCCUAGUUUGGCUCAUGAAGGGAAAACUGCCAGUACUGACAGACAGAUCAAAGAAGGGUUUUUCCAGUAUCUUGGGAGUUUAUUUGGUAUUGCUUCAAAACCAUCCUACACAGAAAGUGAGCAAUCCACCCCUGCAAAUGUACACCACAAAGCUGGCCAUGAAGGAAGUGGACAUACAGAACAUCACAAAACAGAAAUAUUUGUUAUUUCAACUUUUGGAAGUGAGCAGGGAGCAUCAAACAGAGAUGAAGAUAUUAAUUUUGCUAGAAAUACCAGUUCUGGUUCACAGGAUUUGCAGGAAGCACAGAAGCAAUCUGCUGAAGUGUCCAAAAAAACAGAAUACGAACUUUGUGCACCUGCAGUUACUUAUGCAACCUAUCGAGGUUCUGCUCGAAUUAAACAGUUGCUUAAGAAACAAGCAAAAUUGGAGCAAGAUAAAGAAAACUUAACCAGCAUUAAUAUUUCUGUUGACAAAACCAAAGGAAAUCAGGCUAUAAAUGUGCUAAACUCAGAAGUUACCACAACAAAAACGGGAUUCUCAUUAAAGAAAAAGUCAAAAUCUGAGACUAAAGAUGACGAAAAAGAUUCACAAGCAAACAUAUUUUCAGCAGAAAUGAAUUUGGGAAAAAAUCCUCAGGAUAUCUUAGAUAGUAGAGAACACAAAGAACAGAAAAACAUAAUUGCAUUGUCAGCUGAAAUGGAAACUAUCAAAAACUGCAUUGAAGAGCUGGUUUCUGUGAAACAUGGCUCAGUUUCUAACACACCAGAAUUUAGCAGGAGCCUUUUGUUGGAGCCAAUAUUAUUGCCAAAGGAAGCUAAUCUGAAUUGCCAGAAUAAAGAUACUGUUAAAAUGUGUUCAGAAAAUAGCAGUUUGGUUGAAAAAACAGAGGAGAUUUUAGGGGAGAUUCAAAUGCAGCUUCAGUCAAACAACGCCGCUAUUAUUGGUGUUCAAAAAGAAAUGCAUUCUUGUAAUUUUCCUUUCACAGAAACAAAAGAGACAGUGAAAAAUGGCUUUCCAUCUCUUUCCCAAGUAGGUUCAACUGAUAGUGAACACCAGUUGCUAGAAGAUGAAUGUUCUUGUAAUAGUUUGACUCAGAAUCAGUUCAAAUUAAAAUUGCCGAACCAGACACUGUAUUUGAAUAGCACAAUUAGUGAUGGGCAGGUAGAUAACAGAACAGUAAAUAGAAAUGAAGAUUCACUUAUAAAAGUUUUAACUGAACAAAAGGAGCAAACCUUGCAGAUAAUUUCACCAGAUAUGCAGUUGCCACUCCAUGAACAAAGAGUUAAAGAAGAACUGGUCUUAGUUUUGCAGGAUAGGGACUGCAACAAAGCCCUUAAAGAAACAGCAGGAAUUGUUCUACCUACUGCAGCCCAACCCACAGAAACUGUUAAAGAUAUACUUAGUAAGAACAGUCCAGAAAGUGACGAAUUCACUGAGCCAGUGUUACACACAGGUAUACAGAACAGUACUAAAUUCUCUGUGAUUUCUGAAAUUGAAACUAACAGUCUUGCCAAAGAUACAUCUGCUGUAGAAUUUGACCAUAUUGGAAUGACAAAUGUUUUACCUAAUGCUACAGAGAUAAACAAUACCAACCAUUCUCUGUUAGCUGUUGAAUAUGAAAAUGUGGAAUCCCAAGGGCUAUGUAGUUUCUUAAAAAUGGAAGACAAUAGCAUUGUCAGAGGUAUUGUACCUUUGGACGAUGCUUUACAGAACUUUGAAGCUAAACAUGGCAGCUGCAGUCAUCUUUCCAAGAAAGGUGAGAAUGUCAGUCUGAUCAAAACAUCAAACAAUUUAGAUGUUGCCUUUCCUUCCCUUGAAUUAGAAAAAACAAAGCCUAUAAACAGCAAAGUAUCUGCUACCAUAGUCAAACCUAUUCCAUCAGCCCUUAAAAUGACAGAAGAAUCUCCUUCUCCUGUUGAAACAAAGGAAUUCUUCACAGUGUCUCCUUCUAAAGACAUGCAUUUGCCCAAAGAUUUGUCUCCUAUUAUGAAAUCAGAAAAUAAUAGUUUUUCAGUCCUUUCUUCUCCAUUACCUGAUCCAAUUAAUAAUUCUUUCAUCUUUAAGGAACAAUUCACCCACUUGGACACUAGGUCUAAGCCUGUGCCUACUUCUGAAGAUCAGUGUUUGCUGGAAGCUUCAUGUUCUUUGUUUGAUAAACCAGAAGGUACUAACCACUUCAUGAGAGCUCCUGCUGAAAUUGAUUCUGCAGAGAAUAGUUGUGGCAAAGUGAAUUGUUCUUUUUCUAUAUGUGAAAACAAUCAAGAUAGCGCAAAGUUAGAGACCUCUGGACCUUGGAAUCCUCAUUUUGCUGCUGAACCUGGAAAAACAGAUCAAAGUUACAAUGUUUGUUGGGAAUCUGGAAGCAUCAUUAAAACUAAGUUGAGCUCUGAAGCUGUUGUAAAAGCUGAUACGAGGGAAAAGAUAUUGCCAUGCUCUGAAGAAAUAAAAGAUAUAACUGGAUCUUGUUCAGUGGACUCAAGGUCCAUGAUGGUAAAAGAAGAUCUUCCUGUUCUUGAAAAUGUCUAUCCUAGCAAACCUCCUUCUCCUCUUCCUUGCUUUAAAGGCAUCUCAACUCCUUAUCCAACCUGUGAAAUACUAGAUGUUAAUACUAUCCAAGAGAACAAUUCCCUUAUGAAUUCUGAAACUGAUCUGGGCAAUACGUCAACUAAACAUAAAUUAAAUCGUCUACCCUUUGAAUCAACAUCUAAAGUCACUCACUCAGAGGUAUUAUUGGUCUCUGAAGCAGAAGCUAUAGAGCCUGCGAAGAUGAUAUUAGGGAUGGAGUUCACAACACAGCAGAGGAAAGAAGAGCAUAGAAUUCCUUUAGGGCAACUAAAUCUUCACUACCUUGCUACUGCUACUGCAAAAGGCCCUGCUAAAGAGCAUGAUCAAGCAAUUACUGGUUUGUUUAAAAAGUCAAGCAAAGGGGUUUUUGAGGAACCAUUGAAACAUGUUGAAACAGGAAAACAAGUACAAAUUAAAUCUCAAGAUUUAACUCUUUUGCUUAAAAAGGCUGAUGAAAUCGUUGAUUCAGUUCUGCAUUUAGCCAUGGAAGAAAUCAGAUCAAAGCAAACAGCUGGUGCCUGCCAGACUAAUGACAUUAAGGACAAUUUAUUAGAGCCCAGCCUUCAAAAAGAUCUGAAAAGAAGAAAAAUGCUGUCAGAAUCAAAAGAAAUCCAGUCAAGGAACUCAUCAUUAAAACAUUUUAAUGAGAGUUGUAUCAAAAAGCUUUCUGGGGUUAAAGGGGAAGACAUACUUGGCACAGAUAUUCAAGAUGAAAAUAUACUAUUUGACAUUACUGAUAAAAAUGACCUAUAUAGUUCAAUAGCAUUAAAAGCAAAAGAAAUAAUUGAUGAUGUUAUUAAUGCGGCCAAACUCAAACUGACAUAUUUUCAGGAUGAGGUUCCUUUGACCAAUGGUACUUCUCAAAAUAUACACCUUGAUGCCAAGACUGAAGCAUUAAACAGACUUCCUGCUGAUAGUGAAUUAAAAGCUAAACUUCCCAAAAUAAUCAAGGAACCCUUGAAUUUAGAUCCAGUAUACCCAACUGCAAUAGACAAGAUAACCAGCAAAAGUGAAAUAGAAAGCUCCUCAGCUGCUUUGUGUAUUGAUAGUAAAGAAAAUAGCAAAGCUGUGACUGGGGAAGUAGUGGCAAGUAAUGCAUUUUCAUGCCAAACAAUUGGAGAUAAAUGGUCUGAUCCCACAACUACCCUAGAAUACAGUCCUACAGAAACAGGAAAUGGCAAAUACAGUAGAUGUGAAAAUUGCACUACACAUAUGAUAGAUGCUGGUGACAACACUAGUAACUUGGCAGCCGACAAUAAGUUUAAGGAUUCCUUAAAUGUAAUACAAGAAGAAAUAGUUACAGCUGAAAUGCAGUUGCCAUCAUCUGUAUCUGUGCCAGUUUGUUGGGAAUCUGGAAACAUCAUUAAACAUCAUAUGCUAACUUCUAACUCAAACAAUGAUAUGUACACUCACAUUUCAUAUAAAUUCAAAGGUGAUUGUGGUCCUUUGAGUUCACUGCAAAAUGAUCUAGUGAAAGAUCUCCCUAAGUAUAUGUUUAAAGAAGCUGAGGCUGUUGCAGUUGUAAGAGAGGGACCACUUACAAAAUAUUACGAAAUAGAAAGCAACAGGGGAUAUGGAAAUAUGAAGAAAACUUGCACAGUGUCGCAGGAUAAAAAUAGAUUUGGUACCCAGUUCAGUCUGUCUGAAUCAUCUGUAACAAAUAGCUCAGCAAAGAAUGGGUUGAACUUAGAUUUUGCCAAUGAGGAAAAAGCAGUUACUGAACCAAGUUUAACUGUGGCUAAUGUGCUCAAUAAAUACUUUCUGGAUGCUGAUGGUGGUGAAGAUGGUGCUUUUUCUUCACCAAAGGAGAGGGAAGGCAAUUCUUCCUUCACUAUUCUGUAUGAUGGUGCUCUUCAAGAUGAAAGCUAUUGUUCUUCAACAGAAGAACCAGAGCAUGCCCUACCCCUUUCUGACUUCUCCCUGGAUAAUAACCAACAUCUUCUGAUGGCUGAAACAGAAAAAGGUACACUUGGGUCUGCUCAGCUUUAUGAAGAAAGUGACCAAUUGAAUAACAUCCUAGACAGCACUUGUUCAGAAUCAUUCAUGGUAGUAGAAGCAAAGCGAUAUAAGGUUUACCCCUUCUCUUUGUCACCUAUAUAUGAAGAUGACAGUUCUCAAGAGGACUUGCUAUCAACUGAUAUCUCACCAAGAAAUACUGAUGAAAAAUCAAGAGACAACCAAUCCUUAUCUGUCUUAUCACUCCUACAGUCAGUGUCUGAACGGUUAAAAUCUAGUAACCAGUGUAAUGAAGAAGAGGAAGAAGAUAUUUGUGAAGAGAAUGAACAGGAUGAAAAAGAUGCCUGCAUAUUAAGUCACUGGCCAAACAACUCAAGAACUGCAAAGUCAGAAAACAUUUAUGAGAGACACUCAGAUUUUCUUUCUAAACAAGCACUUGGCACAGAAGAGGCCUUAUCUUUUAGUUCAACAUAUGUAGCUCAACCUUUGCAAAAAUCUGAAUCUGUCAUGAAGUCUUUUCCCAAGAGUGUAUACUAUGAAUGUUUGCAGAGUUCAAGAAGUUACUCCAGUGAAAAUGGAACCAGAUUUGGAAGCAUGUUGUUUCCAAAGGAUCAGCAACCUGAAAGUAAUGUUGAUUUGCAAAGAUUGGCACCAUUUCAAGUGUGUCCUGUUGACAGGGAAAAACUCAAAUGCAAUCCAAGACCAGGAAAAAUGGUUAUUUGUGAUGUUCAUGGUAAUACAAAUAAAUAUGAAAUCUAUCACGAUGUGCUGAAUGCUAUGGCCUGGGUGUUUUCAAAAGAAGCAUUGAUAAGGGUUGUUAGAGGAUGCUGGAUUUUAUAUGAGAAACCAGGAUUCCAAGGCCAGAAAUAUGUUGUAGAAGAAGGAGAGAAGAUGCUGAAUGAAAUCUUGAAUCCUCACAGUGAGAAAUAUAAAGAAAACUUCAUAGUUGGUUCAAUCAGGCAAAUAGUGAAAGAUUCCAAUGUUCCUGAAAUACAACUUUAUCCACAAAAUGGCACAGAUAAUUCUCCUAUCUGCAUCCAAACAGGAAUUGCUGAUUUAGAAGAAUUAGAAAUCAAAAAUACUACAUUUUCUGUAAAAGCAGGAGUAUGGCUUGCUUAUUCAGAUGUCAAUUACAAAGGAGAGGUACAGAUUUUGGAAGAAAAUCACAGCCCAUAUGAAACUUCUGCAGCUGACCUAAAAUCUCUUUAUCCAUUGAAAAUGGGUGGCUUAAAGGUACAGAUGCCUAUGAAUAUUAAGGUAAUGAUAUACGAGAGACCACAGUUUGGAGGAUGGUGUAAAGACCUUUCUGAAAAUAUUGAUUGUGUUCCAAUGCUCUUCGAAAAUCCUGAUGAUUUCCAGGGGAUUGGAUCGAUACGUGUUAUUGGUGGAAUAUGGGUUGGUUAUACAAAGGAACGAUAUAAAGGUCAGCAAUAUCUGUUAGAGGAGGGAGAAUAUGAAAACUGGCAAUCAUGGGGUGCAGUGAGUGGCAUCUUGCUUUCUCUUCGAUUUUUGCAAGCUGAUUUUGUGGAGUCUGAAGUAACACUUUUUGAAAUGGAUGAAGAAAAUGGAAAGUUGUUGAAGAUUGCCAAUACAGAAAUUCCUGACUUGGAAAGGGCUGGGUUUGGGCUAGUUACAAGAUCAAUUGAUGUGAAGAGUGGAGUGUGGGUUGCCUAUCAGCAGAAGUACUUCUGUGGAGAACAGUAUAUAUUGGAGAAAGGAAAAUAUAAAUGUUUUUUUGACUGGGGAGGAGCUAGUGAAAUUAUCAUGUCAAUCCGUCCCAUUAAAUUGGAGCCACUAGGAAAUCAUGAACCAAUACACUGGAUUAAAGCUUUUAGUAACGCACAUUUCCAAGGAUCAUGUGUAGAUUUUACAACAGAAGUUGCUGACUUUGCAUCAUUCACUCCUUGUUCAUUUAAAGUUCUACGGGGAUCCUGGUUGCUACAUUACCUGGAGGAAACUGCUGAUUAUCAGUGUGUGCUGGAAGAAGGUCUCUAUGCUGACCUUGCUUCCUGUGGCUGUCCAGCAGCAGUGGUCAAGUCCCUUGAGCCUAUUGAAUAUGUUUUUGCUGAACCUUCCAUCAGCCUUUUUGCUUUGGAGAACUGUGAAGGCAGAGAGCUGCAUUUACAAGAAGCUGUUAGUUCAAUUCUGAAUAAGAAUCUUCACUUUCCUACACAAUCUGUGUGGGUGAGAAGUGGACUGUGGAUUGCAUAUGAAGGAUGUAAUUUCUUAGGAAAGCAAUUUCUCCUCAAACCCAGCAAGAUUUCAAACUGGACUCAACUUAGCAGAUGGAAACUAACUGGCUCCCUGCGUCCUGUAAAGCAGCCAGCAGUUUACUUCAGAAUAAAAAACAGAUCUCAAGGCAAAUUCCUGACAGUUGCUGGGAAUCUAAUGGAUGCAAGAGCGACAUCAGUAUGUCUUUCCCCAUUAAAUGGCGAGAAUACACAGAUCUGGAGCUACAGCUGUGGUCUCAUUAAGUCCAAGGUCAAUGAUGCUUGCCUUGACGUUAUUGGAGGCAGAGAUGUGCCUGGAGCCAAAGUAGCAUUGUGGGUAGAGCAUGGGAAGGAAAGACAGAAAUGGAUGCUCAACAAGGAUGGGACUAUUGGUUCAUACCUCCAUGAUCAACUUGUUCUUGAUAUCAAAGGAGGACAUUAUUAUGACAGGAAUCACAUCAUUGUAAACCUACUUGACACAAGUGAAUGCACUCAGAAAUGGGAUUUUGAAAUACUGUGAGUGUGUGUCACCACUACAGAUAGAUUUAGAAGCUUGGACCAACAUGGGCCAGAAAAGCUGGCAACAAACUACUGAAGCCACAGAGCUCUGGUACAAGUAUAAAAUCCACCCAAUUCUGCCAGCAGGAAAUUGAAGAGUACAAUCCAAUGCGUAAUCAGACAUGUAUGGCUGGAAAAUACUGGGAGUUGUAGGAUGUUUUCUGUCUAAACAUACAUAGGACUGUACCCUAAAUAGGCUGCUGAAAUCUAAGUAUAUUGUCCAGUUUCUAUUAAAGAAAGUGUACACACAAUACCAGAUGUUACAGUGCUGACUAUGCAGACGUUCUGUACUUAUUUUGUGUUCCUGUAAACAUUCUAAUUCUUUUAACCCUUCACCUUACUCUAUUAGAGCUAAUGAGGGCAACUUGCAAAAAGCUGAAAUGUCUCCAUCAUCUUCUACAAUUUUUAAGCUGUUAAGCAGAAGCAUUUUGAUUACUGCAUUACUUUGAUAUAAGUAUCACAUUUUUAGACAUGUUUUUUUCCUUAAAUGAAUUUCAUAAUUAUAUGUUGUGUUGACUGUAUUUAUCUAAAAAAAACCUCAGAAUGGAGAUAAACCUGUUAUGAAAAUUAUAACUAAAAGGGCAAAUCAUUGUGUGUUAAACUGACUGCUAAUUCUCCAUUUUAGUCAUAAAAUACUACAGGAGAACAGAUGUAAAACUUCUAGUGAGUAGUUUCAACUAUUUGCUAAAGCUGAAAAUGCAGUUUGAUAAGAGAACAUAUCCCCAGCUAGAAUCUUUUACAGAGCUACUUUCUGCUGAUUAAAAGAAAUGAUCUAAAGAAUUUUGUAUAUAUGAAACAAGCAGAUCUAUCAGAUCAUUUCACAAACUGAGAUCAUAUUUGCUUUAGAGGUCUGCAAUACAAUGUACCCAAUUCAAAUUACCAGUGUGUUGUAAGCUUGUUUUAAUGCUGCAAACACAGCAAGCAAGACCCCAACCAGUUAUUUUGGGCAAAUUUAUGAUUAGAUCUACCACCAUUUAUUUAUGUAAGCCAUCCUGAGGCUCUUGCAAAGGACGGCAUACAAAUAUCUUAAAAUAAAUUUUAUUUAUUUACUUAUUUUAAGUGGUAUUCACCUAUGUAACACCAUUUGCUUCACCAAAUUGAUAUAAAUCAAGAAAACUCUGUGAGGGGAAGGGAUUAAAAACCAGAUCCCCAUGGUGUUCUUAGCCAAUUCAGAGGACUGCAGCAGUUACUUCUUGGUGAAAAUUUUGUUUGGGGAUAUGAUCUCCCAUGUAUUUUGGCCCUUAGUCUGUCUCAUACGAUAACCACUACUGUCAUUUGGGUAUAUCUAACUUACUAAUGUUUGCACUGGUUCCCUCUAUAACCAGGAGAUGAAGUCUAUUUGCUGCAGCUACAAUCUGACCAAAGAUAUAGAUACAAGUAUUGCUUAUCUCCCUAAGACUCUAAUCCUAUACCCACUUACCUGAGAGUAAGCACUAUUAAACUCCAUGAGCUUUCAAAGUAGUGAUUACUUCUGACUGGAUUGUACCAUGUAUUUAACAAAUGUUCCUCACCAAGUCAGGACACCAAAAUUGGUUUAAAAAAAAAAAAACCUUACCAUAUCCACACACCUCAUCAUAUAGUUCCUCUGCUAGAGACAAAGCAUUGUGAAAUACACAACUGUCUAACCUAAUUGUUCUCUGGCUUCCUAGAAAGCAAUAUUAAAACUAACUGUAUAGCUCUAACCAAUGCAGUUAAAAAUAGUCUUUACAUUUCAAAAGAAUAUGUAACAGCUGCCCAUCCCUUCUAAUGAAAAGACUGGACACUAGUAGAAGUGAAAUUGUCAGCUCCUCCUCCUCCAUACGCCCCAAUAGUCAAAGCUCUCUUGGUGAUUUACAGCAGCAGAUAGGCCUUCACACCCUCACACAAACUCUUCUGUGUUCCGUCUUGCCAUCAACUUUUACACAACUCAGAAGAAAGUCGCUGAAAGCAUUAGUUCAGUGUACUACUAAAGGUUUGGAACUAGCCAUACAUGAAGCAGCCAUGCUUGCUUGCCUGAUUUGUGUUUUUAAAUCAAAAUUAUUCUGAAUAGCUUCUUUGGCAGGGCAAGAGACUUUGCGAGUUAGAUUGUGUAUAAAAGGGCUUUAUUUAUGCCACAUCAGCUUCUGCACUGGAAAGAACUGCAUGCUCAGGACCUGUUUGCUUGAUGCAGUUCUCUAGUCAGAUUGGAAACAGCACACAGAAGUUAGAUCAUGCUUUGCUUUAAGCUGCAACUUGGGUUCAGUAUUAUUAAAAAGUAUGUGGUUUUGGUAUAUCUUAGUGUAUUUUUUCAAAAAGAAAUUUUAAAAUUCACUAAAGCUAAAAGGUGCACAAUUACUCGUUUUUUUCCACAGCUGCAUAGUUUAGCACCAGGAAGACUCAAAUAUAAAAGCUUUAUUUUUAUGAAGAUAUGGCAUUAUUAAUAUAUUAAGAAAAUCUACCUGAGGGGUUAAACUACAAUUCAGCUACAUUGUGCCAGCAACCAUAAAACAACAAGCCCCAGACAGACACAUGGAUGGCUUCUGAAGAUAUGGAGCUCCGCAGGCUAAGCGACUACUUUCCUUUGUUGGGGCAGUUGCAAAGGUCGCUGACUUGAGACAGACCACUCUGACCCACAAGCUGUUGCAUUAACUGCUCCCUCUAUCUAAAUUGCAUUUUCAUAUCCCAAAGCAGGGAUGAGGAACAUGGACCACUACAGAUGUUUUGGACUACAACUCAUUGGCUACAGCUGGUAGGGGUUGCAGUUCAACAUGUGGAGGGCCAUGCCUCCUCCUCCACAUCCUAAAGCAAGUCUAGAUGUGUUAGCGCUGAGGGGGCCGUGUGAGCUGCAGCACUGGUGGAGGAUUUCAUCCUAUAAUAGCACUUUAGAUUGUAAAAUAAAUCAGGUAUUUCUUUGCAUUAUUUUUAUGUAUCUAAGAUAUAUAAAUGUAUUUUAGCAGUAUUUAAUUUUCUGUAUGUUACUCCAUCGAACAACUCUUAAAUAAAUUUAAUACACCUUUUUAAAAACUA
Varanus komodoensis (Komodo dragon) is the source of this 10908-nucleotide messenger RNA. It is a transcript of the gene CRYBG3, whose product is annotated as crystallin beta-gamma domain containing 3. The record is from RefSeq and is a predicted model, not a curated record. Gene Ontology annotation, molecular function: structural constituent of eye lens. Gene Ontology annotation, biological process: lens development in camera-type eye; visual perception. Bases 446 to 7885 code for a protein of 2479 amino acids. The transcript has 22 exons. Lineage: Eukaryota; Metazoa; Chordata; Lepidosauria; Squamata; Varanidae.